Messenger RNA from Histoplasma capsulatum G186AR, 960 nucleotides. RefSeq names its product phospholipase D. The record is from RefSeq and is a predicted model, not a curated record. The transcript has a single exon. Bases 1 to 960 code for a protein of 319 amino acids. Gene Ontology annotation, molecular function: phosphoric diester hydrolase activity. NCBI's taxonomy places the organism in Eukaryota, Fungi, Ascomycota, Eurotiomycetes, Onygenales, Ajellomycetaceae. Gene Ontology annotation, biological process: lipid metabolic process.
AUGACGCCCCUGUUGCGAACAAUAUGCGCAAUUCUCUGCAUCCUCAUAGCAGUCCCCCUCACCUUCGCUUGUCCAACCAAGGCUGGAGUUAGCAAGCAAGCUAAUAAAAGACCAACAUACGCCAUCGCUCAUAUGGUCCUGGACAGAAAGGGCCUCAAAGAUGCCAUUAAGAACGGCGCCAAUUCAGUCGAGAUUGACAUUGCGGCUUACAAAGAGGGGUGGUGGGCCGACCACGACAUAAGAGGCCGGUCAUGGGGCGACUCCUUGGAGGACAUGUUCAAAGCUGUCGCCAAGGAGAGUAAGAACAUCGCAUUCGUCUGGCUGGACCUCAAAACGCCCGACAUGUGCUCCGGCGCAACCUGCAACAAGGACGUUUUGGAUCCCAGCAAAUGCAAGCCCAAGGACAAAUGCUCCAUGAAUUCAUUGCAGGAAUUGGCGCAGAAGAUCCUGAAUCCCGCCGGUGUGCGCAUUCUCUACGGAUUCUUUGGGGCAGGCGCGACGGAUUCUGCUGGUUUCAACUAUAUUCAAGGAAACCUGAAGGCUGGCGAGGCAGUAUGCCUGAGCGGCGAGGUGGAAAAUGUCUUGAAUGUCUAUAAGAAGAAAGGGCGGGGAGUAAAACCUCAGCAGAGGGUUAUGGAUUAUGGGUACACUCAACUUGAGACUGGGUUUGGAAAUUGCAAAGAGAAGGGAUACAAUACCUGCGCUGGGUUGAGAAACGGUGCGAAAGCUCGGGACAAGGGUGACGUUAAGAGAGUGUUUGGCUGGACGAGCCGGGUUGGUGACGGCGAGCGUGUGGGACAGCUGUUGGACAAAGCGCAUGUUGAUGGCAUUAUAUACGGCUUCGCGAUAACGAGAUAUUAUGAUCAUGAAGAUAGCAGGGCAGCUGCCAGAGACAUCACUCAGCGCGUCCAAAAGAGUGACGACCGAUAUAUGGCCACUGGUGCUGACAAGCCCUGGUGA